Dunckerocampus dactyliophorus (ringed pipefish) is the source of this 1982-nucleotide messenger RNA. RefSeq names its product capping actin protein of muscle Z-line subunit beta (gene capzb). The record is from RefSeq and is a predicted model, not a curated record. Bases 258 to 1082 code for a protein of 274 amino acids. Gene Ontology annotation, molecular function: actin filament binding. Gene Ontology annotation, cellular component: cytoplasm; F-actin capping protein complex. The transcript is spliced from 9 exons. NCBI's taxonomy places the organism in Eukaryota, Metazoa, Chordata, Actinopteri, Syngnathiformes, Syngnathidae. Gene Ontology annotation, biological process: regulation of lamellipodium assembly; cell morphogenesis; barbed-end actin filament capping.
UGCUUGCCGAGGCCCGCUGCCUGACUGCAGCCUCUCCUUCCUGUAAGACCGGUUGAGGAAGUGAAUUUCGCUGACAGGGCUGGGUUCACUGAGGGAGAGGCGAACAAAACAUCUACCACAGGGGGGACUGACAACAAAACAAGAAAAAAAACACAACAAGCGGCGAGAGGAGCGGUUUGACAAACCAUUCGAAGUCUAUAAGGCGUACAGUCACCUGUGAAAUCCAUCUCCCCUGCCCCACUGAGAUCGCCGCAGACAUGAGUGAACAGCAGUUGGACUGUGCCCUGGACCUGAUGAGGCGUCUGCCUCCUCAGCAGAUCGAGAAGAACCUCAGUGACCUCAUUGACCUGGUUCCCAGUCUGUGUGAGGACCUUCUCUCCUCUGUGGACCAGCCCCUGAAGAUUGCCCGGGACAAGGCAGUGGGGAAAGACUAUCUGCUCUGUGAUUACAAUCGGGAUGGUGACUCCUACAGAUCCCCAUGGAGCAAUAAGUACGACCCGCCCAUUGAUGACGGCGCCAUGCCUUCAGUUCGCUUGAGGAAACUGGAGAUCGAAGCCAAUAACGCCUUCGACCAGUACAGAGACCUGUACUUUGAGGGUGGCGUGUCGUCAGUGUACCUCUGGGAUUUGGACCAUGGCUUUGCUGGAGUCAUUCUAAUCAAAAAGGCCGGGGAUGGAUCUAAAAAGAUCAAAGGGUGCUGGGACUCCAUCCACGUGGUGGAGGUGCAGGAGAAGUCCAGCGGACGAACUGCUCACUACAAACUCACCUCCACCGUCAUGUUGUGGCUGCAGACAACCAAGAGCGACUCUGGCACCAUGAACCUGGGGGGCAGCCUCACAAGACAAACGGAGAAAGAUGAGACAGUUGGAGAGUCCUCGCCCCACAUCGCCAACAUCGGCCGCCUUGUAGAGGAUAUGGAGAACAAGAUUCGCUCCACGCUGAAUGAAAUCUACUUUGGGAAGACCAAGGACAUUGUCAACGGACUUAGAUCUAUUGAGUCUUUGCCUGAUAACCAAAAGUACCGGCAGCUCCAGAAGGAGCUGUCGCAGGUCCUCACCCAGCGUCAGAUCUUCAUUGACUAGGGUCGCAGGUACAGCCUGUGGCAUGGGCAGUGUUGCACGCGUGUGGAAAAAUGUACAAACAGGAGUAACUUGCGCAGACGGAUAUUGUUCCUGUUCAAAAUCUCACUCAAGUGGAAAUCACUGAUGGCGCCUGUGAGGAAGCAAAUGUCACUAACCAUGUCUGAUUAUUCAAAGCAGACCAGCCUGAUGUUUAUUAGCAGUUUUUUUGUCUGUGUUUGUGUAUGUGUUAAGCACUUUACUAACUUCUUAUUUGAGCAAAAUGGUUCAAAAGUUGCACAACAUGUUGAGCUCCGGAAAACAGAAGGCAAGCUUUUUUUCAUUAAUGAGUGUUUGUUCGCAGUAAAAAAAAAAAAAAUUAAAAAAAAAAUCAUUUGUAGACUGAUUUAGUGCAACUGCGCUGCAAAGACCUGGAUCAAAUAAAGAAACAGCAGGCUCAUAUCCAGUGGGUUAUGUUGGAAGGGAUACUUACGUUCAUAUAAGUGCAUUAUAUAUCUCAUUUUUCAAUGUAAAUAAUAAUUAGGGGUGCAUGAGAAAGUGGAAAGGAAAACGUAGCUUUUACCACAUGGUCAUUCAUGAACAAAUAUGUUGCACACACUGCAGCAACAUGUUACAAGAGCGUAAAGGAGCAAACUGCUCACACCAACGGGUGAGUGGUGUAAUGGACCUUGUAACGCGCAUGCAGAGGCAGACAUGUUUACGAAUGCUUAAAGGAAAACUGCACUUUUUGGGGGGGAAAAGGUCAUUCCGCCUGAAUCAUUUUUUUAUGAACUUUUGAAAAACUGCGAGGGCGCGAUGUUCAAACCACGACGUAGCGAAGGACUGCUGUAUUCUUCCACAGAUUGCCGUCUUCUUCCCUCGUCUUGUUUUGGCACACACUGACUGUUUGUCCUGUUUGUCUCU